This is a messenger RNA of Opisthorchis viverrini, 707 nucleotides long. RefSeq lists its product as hypothetical. Lineage: Eukaryota; Metazoa; Platyhelminthes; Trematoda; Opisthorchiida; Opisthorchiidae. Bases 57 to 563 code for a protein of 168 amino acids. The record is from RefSeq and is a predicted model, not a curated record. Gene Ontology annotation, biological process: sleep; regulation of synaptic transmission, cholinergic; positive regulation of voltage-gated potassium channel activity. The transcript has 2 exons.
CGACAAAGGAAAUAAAUUUAUUGAUGAUAAUUUGAUUACUAAGACACAGUGAAUUGAUGUGUGGUUUGCUAACUUUACAACAAUUAUUCCUAUCAGUUCUUCAGAGGAAUUUGUUUAUCGUGCCUUUCAUUUUAGUGAUCCUGAGUUUUGAUCCAGUGCAGUCGAUUGCUUGCUAUUCGUGCGUGUCAGUCAACGGCAGUCACCGAGAAUGUGAAGACCCCAUGUCUGCAAAUGUCCCUAUCUAUCGUCCUUGCAGACAAAGUGUGAGGGAUCACGAGGGGUUGUUCUAUGCAAGGUUCUGUUCUAAAAUCAAAGGAACCAAUCAAAGGGACGGCAGUACGUUGGUCCUCCGACUAUGUUCAAUGGAGCGCUUGGCUGACGUUCCGACACACUGUGGUCAGUUUAGCCUGGACGAUCAACUUUACACUGGCUGUGUAGCCACAUGCACCAGGGACUGGUGCAAUGUGUCCGUCCCAUCACCUAAAGUCGAUACACUGGAGCUUCUUUGUUUCCUAUUUAUAUUAUUUCUUUUCCACCGUACAUUUUCUCCCAGCUCCAGCUAAUUUCAGCCAUUCUGGACAGGAACGUUCUACACGUUGACAUUGUGAAGCAUCCCAGAUCCCAUAUCCUGCACAUUUUUAACGCAUUUUGUGUCACCUUACAAAAAUUUCGAAUGCCAGUUUUUUGUGAGGAGGAGACUAAUGAAA